AUGGAUACCCCGAUGGAUAUUCGACAGAGCCUCGCGGAGGCAUUCGCCAAGAAUCAGAACACCCAGCGCCUCAGCCACUUCUUCCAGACAUGCGAGUACCCAGUCGUUUUGGAGAAAGCGCUGCAGGUGGCCGGCGACACUCAGCCGUCGGCCCUCGCGUUCAUGUCGAUAAUGGAAGACAUGCUGAAGGUUAAGGAGAUGAAGGAGGAGGAGAUGAAGCAGCACAUGGGCCAGCUCAACGAGAGGAUCGGCAAUCAGAAGGAGACGAUCGAGAACAUGCAGAGGGAGGGGAACGCAGUGGCGGAGAGAGCCGACCGCUUGGCGGCCGAGAACGUCGGUCUUAUCGACGAGCUCCAGCAGACGACCGAGAAAUACAGAGGCCUGCAGGAACGCGUUCGCCUGCGCGCCGCCGACACCGAGGAUGACACGACCUGGAAGGACAUCAGCCUGCCCCACCCCGCGACGUUCAACGGCGAGGAGACCAACACGUCGAAAAGAACAGUCCAGUUUAACACCUGGAGUAACUCGAUCACCACGAGGUGGUACAUGCGCUCCAAUGAGUUCAAGACAGAGCUCCAGAAAAUCCUGUACGCCAAGUCAAUGCUGUCUGGCAUGGCUUACGCCUCAGUCAUGAACGGCGUGACGAACGUCCUGAGGAACCCGACCGACGACACCACCUGGCAGUGGAAAACAGGCCAGGACUUCAUCACAGCCCUGUCGAAGAAGUAUGCAACGCAUGACAUUGUUGCCGACGCAGAGAACAAGCUCACCGACCUUGUUCAGAAAGACAAGUACGUCGUAUUCUCGGAUUUCCUUACCGAGUUCGCAAACCUCACCGACAUCUGCGAGUGGGAUGAGGCCACCAAGGUUCGGGAGUUUAAAAAUAAGCUUUCGCAACGCCUCCGCGACGCGCUUGUCGUCCAAGUUAACCAGCCGCAACGUGAUGACUGGGCUGGCUGGGUGGAGCUGGCACAGAAGCUCGCCGUCAAUUUGGAGGGCGAGGCAUAUCGUCGUAAGCUCCAAGGCUACGGCAGCGGCGGCAAUGGCAACGACGACCGCGGCGCCAAGAAGGACAAGGGCCCCGAUGCCAUGGACGUCGAUGGUAUGAAGGUCUAUGGGAUGACUGAGCAGGAGAAGAGACGCCGGAUCUCGCAGGGUCUCUGCUUCCGAUGCGGCCAACACGGUCACAUCUCGUCCAGAUGCCCCAGCAAGGGCGACAACAACAGCCGUGGCGGCGGCAACAACGGCGGCAACGGCGGCGGCCGCGGUGGUAACCAACAGGGCCGAGGCAAUUACCAGGGCGGCAAUUAUCAAGGCGGCAACGAUGGUUACCAAUGUUACGACAACGGUGGCUACAACGGCGGCUACCAGGCCAACAACCAGCAAAGCUACGCCAACCAGAACCAAGGCCAAUACAAUCAGGGCCAGGGCCAGAACCGCGCCGACGGCAACCGCGGCGGUGGUUACGGCGGGAACCAGCAGCGCCCCCGCGGCGGCGGCGCACGCGUGCGUUUCAUGGACCAAGAGCUCGCCAACCGGAGACAGUACCAAGACGUCUCGACCCCGGGCUUCGUGGUGGGCGAGGUCCCCGACAACACCAACACCGAUUACUCGGCUUGGUACCAGGGCGACCAGGGAAAUGCCAACCCUCUACUGAGGAGGAAGAAACCUCUCUACCUGGCGAACGGCGAGCUGUCGACAUGGAUUGAGUUCGACACGAUGCUUCAACUGUGGGUGGGCGAUCAUCGGGAGACCAUCAGUCUGUUCGUCACGACGCUGGCGCAGGAUAAUCCAGUUAUCCUGGGUUUUCCAUGGCUCGCAAAGCACGACCCGCAGAUCCAUUGGAGCACCCUGCAGCUGGACUUCGCAAACUGCGGGGAGCAGUGCUUCGGGAGGCGCCGUUUCCAUACAACAGUGGAGGACGCCGAGGAAGAUGGGGACGACACGGUGGUCGAAGACACCAGGACCAUCGACGAAAUCGCGCCCGAAGACAUCACGACCGAUGAUGACAAGGCGCCCGAGGCGCUGGCGAGCGCCAAAGGCAACGCCAAGAGACGUCGCAUCCGCCAGUGGAGGAGAGUGCUGGCUCGCAGGGAGGCGAUCGGUCCGAGCGGUCCACGAUGGACGUUCGCCCCUCCGGAAUACAGAGCGAUACUGAUCGACAACCGCACGCCAAAGUCGCCGCAGCCGAUCGAUGUGCGGGCGGGGAGUAGAAGACCACCCGCGAAACCGCAGCGAUCGCGCCCGACAGCCGCACCGCCACCGCGCGGGAAGGUCGACUGGGAGGACCUCAGCCUGUUGGGCGCGCCGAACUUCCUGAUGCUGUGCGGGCAACAGGGCGUUACGGUGAUGCGGACAUCGAUGGCCGAGCUGGAGCGAGCAGUGGAACAGGAACCGAACAUCCAUCUGCCAGCGCUACCAGAGGCGUUCUUCAAGGAUGUCCUCAGCGGUGCGUGCACGCCAGAGCAGGCGAAGGCAACGCUGCCAGCGGAAUUCCACGACUUUGUCGACGCGUUGAACGACGACGAAGCACUCAAGAAGAUCACAGAAGAAGACACACGCAAGUUUUUCGACAAGUCGAACCAACAGUCGCUGUCGCUGGAGGAGGUCAGACAGCGACUGCCAGCAACGUUCCAGGACCUGGCAGAGGCGUUCCUCGCGCGUGACGCAGACGUGUUACCCCCGCAUCGCUCAUACGACCACAGAAUUGAGCUAAUUCCAGGGAACAAAGUCCCAUAUUCGAAGAACCGGCCACUGUCACCCAUGGAGCUACGCGUCCUCAAGAGGUGGUUGGAUGACAACCUGGCGAAGGGCUUCAUUCGGCCGUCAAAGUCAUCCGCGGCAUCGCCGAUCUUGCUGGCACAGAAGCCAGGAGGCGGCAUCAGAAUUUGCGUCGACUACCGGGGUAUCAACAACGUCACCCUGAAGAGCCGUUACCCCAUUCCGCUGAUCCGGGAGACACUGGAUUCGAUCUGCAAGGCGAAGUUUUUCACCAAACUGGACGUGAUCGCAGCAUUCAACCGCGUGCGGGUGGCGGAAGGAUGCGAGUGGCUGACGGCGUUCAUCACGAGGUUCGGCCUGUACGAGUCGCUGGUAACCCCUUUCGGGCUGCAGGGCGCGCCAGCGACGUUCCAGAACUACGUAAACGACACUCUGUACGAUAUACUGGAUGACUACGCCACCGCGUACCUCGACGACAUCCUGAUCUACUCGGGAACCCUGGAAGAGCAUACCAAGCAUGUACGGGAGGUGCUCAAACGGCUGAUUGACGCGGGCCUGCAGAUCGACAUCUCCAAGUGCGAGUUCUACACGAAAAAGACGAGAUACCUGGGCUUGAUCAUCACGCCAGGAGGCAUCGAAAUGGACCCAGAGAAGGUGAAAGCAGUCGCGGAAUGGGAUGCGCCCACCACGCGGAGGCAACUACAGCGGUUCCUCGGCUUCGCCAACUUCUACCGACGGUUCAUCCGCAAUUUCGCCGGCGAGGCGAAGCCAUUGUACGAGCUCACGAAACGAACCGUCGAUUGGAACUGGACGCCGCAAUGCGAAGAAGCGUUCCAGCGGCUGAAGCGAUGCUUCGUCACAGCGCCCGCGUUACGAAUUUACGACUGGGAGAAGCCAGCAGUGGUGGAAGUUGACGCAUCCGACUGGUCCGCGGGCGGCACGCUGUUGCAAGAAGGCGACGAUGGCGAGCUGUACCCCGUGGCGUAUUUCUCAGCGAAGCACUCGGCGGCCGAGUGCAAUUACGACAUCUACGACAAGGAGCUCUUGGCGGUUAUAAAGGCUCUGGAGGAGUGGCGCCCCGAGCUCGAGGGCGCCUCGCAGACGUUCAAAAUCAUCACUGACCACAAGAACCUCCAGACCUUCACUACGACCAAGCAGCUGUCACCACGCCACAUGCGCUGGUCAGAGUUCCUCUCGCGAUUCAAUUUCCAGAUCGUUUACCGACCGGGCACGGCCAACGCCAGAGCCGACGCGCUAAGCAGGAAGCCAGAGGAUAUGCCAAAGGAUGUCAAAGAUGACAGGCUGAAGAACAGAAAACGACCCCUGAUCAAACUGGAGAACUUCGACCCCGAGACGUUUGACGACCUCAAGCUGCUUACCCUCGAUACGUCGCGCCACGUUGACGAUGUCAUCGCCGAUAGCUACUCGAAGUCGUCAUUUAUGACGAAGGUGGUGGACACGCUGCGCCAACGCGUGGCACGGGCAUGGCCAACAGAGGUCAAGCAGCGUUUGAGGAUACCAUUUGCGGAGUGCCGGCUGGUGGGAGACCGAGUGUAUUACCGCGACAGGCUGAUGGUCGACCCCGACGACGCCGAACUACAUCUCCAACUCAUCCACCGCAUGCACGCAUCUGCGCCCGGCGGCCACCCCGGAAGAACGAAGACGAUAGAUCUGAUGAGCCGCGCCUACUGGUGGCCCGGAAUGACCGUGGCGACGAGGGCAUUCACCGACGCCUGCAAGCUUUGCGACACCACGAAGACCCCGAGGACGAAGCCGGCAGGGUUCCUCAAGCCCCUGCCAUUACCGCUGGCGCCGUGGCGGGACAUCUCAGUAGAUUAUAUCACGCCACUGCCCGCCUGCGUGAGGCACGGGAAGGAGUACAAGCAUGUCGUGGUGGUGGUGGACCGGCUCACGAAGAUGCGACACUUUAUCGCGACGGUUACGCUGGAGGCCGACGAGCUGGCGGAACGCUUUAUCGAGAAGGUCUACUCGCUCCACGGUCUACCAGAGACGAUCGUGUCGGACAGGGGCACUCAGUUCGUGUCAGCGUUCUGGAGAGCGCUGUCGGCACGGCUGGCCGUCACGCUGAGGCCGUCGUCCGCGUUCCACCCGCAAACGAAUGGCCAAACAGAGCGCAUCAACGCGGAAUUGGAACAGUAUUUGAGGCUGUACAUCGACUGGGCGCAGGAUGACUGGGUAGACUGGCUGCCGCUGGCAGAGUUCGCGGGCAAUAACAUGAUCUCGGAGACGACGGGCGUGUCACCUUUCUUCGCGAACUACGGCUUCAACCCGCGAAUGGGAGUCGAGCCGACCAAGCCACCCCCCCCCAACAUCUCAGAGUCGCAACGCAGGGAGUUUUUUCGCGCGUCAGAGAUCGCCGACCGAUUCAAGGCUAUACUUGACAUGGUGACGGCGUUGGCGCGGCAGGCGCAGAACCGUUACGAAGAGAACGCCAACCGCCACCGAGAGGAUGCGCCACGAUACCGCGUCGGCGACAAGGUUUUCCUCGACAUGCAGAACUACGAGACCGGAAGACCAAUGGCGAAGCUCGCCCCCCGUUUUGAAGGGCCAUUCGAGGUCACGAAGGCAUCGUCACACGCGGUGACGCUCAAACUACCCGCGAAUAUGAAGAUUUUCCCGACCUUUCACGUGUCACGCGUACGGCCGCAUCGGAAGGAGGGCAAGGAGGGCUUGCCGGGACAGGAGGAGGCAGAGGGCCACGUGAGGGCCAACGAGGGUCGUGUGGUCACGCGCACAGACGAGGGCGACGACGUCGUGGAGUGGAGGUUCGAGCGCAUUCUGGAUUACGGCAAGGCAAGCAAUGGAAGAUGGCAAUACCUCGUCAAAUGGCUCGGCCACGAUCAACCGACAUGGCAACCAGCGACUGACUUGCGAGGCUGCGACGACCAGAUAUGGGAGUUCCACGAUGCCCAUCCAGAGCUCCCGGGGCCACCGCAAUGGGUGCCAAAGAAGGGCAAAGAGAAGGAGACGGAGGAUACGGCGAAGCGCGGAGCUGGCGCUGGCGCAAGCAGGACAACCAGGGCAAGCGCGAGGGCGCGAGAGGGUCUGAGUAGUUGA
Molecule: messenger RNA, 5799 nt
Organism: Chaetomium globosum CBS 148.51
Lineage: Eukaryota; Fungi; Ascomycota; Sordariomycetes; Sordariales; Chaetomiaceae
Exons: 2
Coding region: 1-5799 (1932 amino acids)
Biological process (GO): DNA integration
Molecular function (GO): nucleic acid binding; zinc ion binding
Source: RefSeq, a predicted model, not a curated record